CUUAUGCAACUACGCACUGGCCACGCACCAUUACAACGUCACCUACACCGUAUACGUCCAGACGAGUUCGAGAACCCCACCUGUCCCGCGUGUGGGCAGCGCGAUGAGACGGUGGCCCACUUCCUUCUCGAAUGCCGAAGCUUUACCAACAGUCGACACCGCCUUGAGCAAGCGGUAGGGCGAGCGAGCCGUAACCUUUCCGAACUAUUAUCCAACCCAUCGAUGUUCAAACACCUAUUCGAGUUCAUACACGAAACCCAGCGCUUCAAGAAGACAUUCGGA
Molecule: messenger RNA, 282 nt
Organism: Heterobasidion irregulare TC 32-1
Lineage: Eukaryota; Fungi; Basidiomycota; Agaricomycetes; Russulales; Bondarzewiaceae
Exons: 1
Source: RefSeq, a predicted model, not a curated record